This is a messenger RNA of Raphanus sativus (radish), 1413 nucleotides long. RefSeq names its product F-box/LRR-repeat protein At3g60040-like. Gene Ontology annotation, molecular function: protein binding. Bases 16 to 1398 code for a protein of 460 amino acids. NCBI's taxonomy places the organism in Eukaryota, Viridiplantae, Streptophyta, Magnoliopsida, Brassicales, Brassicaceae. The transcript has 3 exons. The record is from RefSeq and is a predicted model, not a curated record.
AUUGAAUCUGUCUGCAUGGACUCAAACAAGCUAGGCAUGGGGUCGAGAGAUGCAAUCAGCUGUCUCCCUCAAGAAAUACUGGGAGAGAUCCUGUCCUUACUUCCGACCAAACUUGCUGCUUCAACCUCUCUUGUCUCGAAAAGGUGGAGGUAUCUGUUUGCACGGGUUCACAAUCUUGAUCUGGACGAUUCUGUCUUGCUGCAACCGCCGCCAGAGGGUAAAAUUUCUCCAUACGGGGACCCCAUUGCACUCGCUUCAGAAAUCAAGGAGAGCUUCAGAAACUUUGUGGAUAGAACACUCGCUUUGCAAUGCGGUUCUCCUAUCAAUAAGUUCUCUCUAUCAUAUCAUGUUACCAACAACAGCGAUGUGGUUAAUGUGCGUCGCUGGAUAUCCAAUGUCGUUGAGCGUGGUGUUUUGGAAGUGGACUUUACUUUGAAGCCCUAUUUUCGAGGCCUUAUACGUACCGAUGAGGUUCACGGGAACUGCUAUCUUCCUUAUCACCUCUUCCGGAGCAAGACACUGGUUAAGCUGUUUCUGGGAACAGAUACUAAUAUUGGAAAGCUUCCUCCUGAUGUCUAUCUUCCAGCGCUUAAGACUCUCUUCCUCGAUACCAUCGUGUUUGACGACCAAGAUCUCUGUGAUGUGCUUCUCCCUUGUUGUCCAGUGCUUGAGGAGUUAACUUUUAAUCACACGGCUUAUUUUAACCCUUACAGGAUAUCGAGUCAGAGCAUCAAGAAGCUAACAGCUUUCAAUGAUUAUGAUGAGGGGAUUGAUCAUGGGCCUGCUAUGUCAUAUGACGCCCCAAGUCUUGUCUCUCUCGACUACACUGACUUUGCCUUGUCUUCGUACCCUCUUGUUAACUUUGGAUCCUUAGUAGAAGCUAAGCUGGACCUUUCUUAUUGUAAAGAAAAGAUCAAGAGGCCCGAUUUAUCGGGUCUCCUUGUAGGGAUAAGCAACGUGGAGAUUCUCCACCUCUCACCCGGUUCUGCUGAUGUGAUUUCUCGGUGUGUUAAACAUGGACUAGUUUUACCCGUGUUCAAGAAUAUUGUUAAGUUAUCUUUUGGGAGUAACAACAAACGAGGCUGGAAGCUGCUGCCGUAUCUGCUUAAGCAGUCUCCAAAGCUUGAAACUCUAAUCAUCCAGGGUCUGGAUAGUUACACAGGCGAUGUCACCUUUGGCCUGUUCCAAGUGAAGGUGUUGGAUGUUCUUGGUUACAGAGGAACUGCUAAAGAGCUUCUUAACUUGAAGAGUUUACUUGCAGGAACUGAAUGCAUCCCAAAAGUGCGAGUGGAGUUCCCUGAAGAUGUUGUGGUCGAUCAUGCCACAAUUAUUCAAACCCAUAGGGAUCUUUUUACCCUUGCUGGAGUUGUUCCAGCCGAUAUCUUUUAUUUCGAGUAGACCUUAUAUAAAUUU